UCAGUGCAAUGAGAAUGUGAGGAGGUAACAGGAGGUGGUGGGACUGACCCUUUGCUGAUGACUGUGGGUUGCAGACUGUUGACAUUAGGUUUAUUUUUCAGAGCUGCAGGCAGUAAGAGUUGAAUAAGGUCAGUGGCUGAGUUGACGCCAGUUUGUAAUGUGGGGGCCACUUUGUGGCGGUUUACUGGCCUUGCUGGACCCCAGUGGUCAGUCAUAAACAACAGACUUUUGUCCCCAUUAUUUACUGAUUUUAAAUGAAAUAUAAAAAAAAAUGAAGAGAUGCUCCAAACUCACCACUCUAUCCGGAAUGUAUUGUAGGCGACCUUUUUUUUUUAGUUUCCCUUUGCAUCAGGUUCUUCGUAAUGAUCGCGCUACCGUGUUCUGAACGGAAAAAAAAAUCAAAGCAUGUUUUUUUUUAAAGUUUUAACAGAGAAAGAAAGCAAGCAACCACAUAGAAGACAUAGUACCAGCUUACAGAAGCCAUGGGUGUUUUUAAACAACAAAGCAUUAUUCAGGGAAUGCUUAUAACACUGGAACACUGAUUGUAUUUACAUUUAUGAUUUUCGGUAUUGUCGGACAAGCACUUCCUUGUUCUAACUAUGAAUGAAAAUACAGAGUCAGCUCUCGACCCCAAUGAAGAUGACCUUCCUCUCAUGGCCAAUACUGGUUACAUGCUAGUCAGACACUAUGUGCUAGAUCUGGCAGUGAACUUCAACAGGAAAGUCAUCAACGGUACCAUUGUCCUCUUCCUAGAAACCAACCAAGCAUAUAAAAAUGUAUAUGACUCUGUGGGAACAGGUUGCUGUCCUCACUCACAGGCAUUAUUUGAAACUGAGCAACCUGGACUUUCAUGCAAUCCCACUGCAAGAGUUGCUGCUUGUUCAUCCGUGGAUAAGAUAUGCAAUCUAUCUAAGCAUAAUGGUGGCAGAGUUGCCAAUAUUAAUAGUUGUAACCAUAGCAACAAAGAGUGGGCUAGUGGGAUUUCUGGUACAAGGGAACAUUGCAGUGAUGGGGAGGAUUUUGUACUGGUGCUGGAUUGUUGUGAUCUUGUAGUGAGUAAGGUAGAAGAAGUGAAUGUCAUUGCUGCAGCAGGUAUUGAGAAACUGAUCAGAAUGGACAUGCCCAAGCCAGAAAAUGGCAUUUAUCCUCAGAGACUGCAGAGUGAUGUCCAGAGAAGCAUUGUGGAUGAUAUUUUCGGUUUAGCAGCAGAACGCUGGCAGGAACAGCAUUAUUAUUACCUCCAGUGCAGUCAAGCGCCUGGCUGUGGAGAACUCCAGUUCCAAACUGACAUGUGGAGCCUGAAAAUAAAGAAACUAGGAAUACAAACUCCUAAAGACUUCCCCCGUGUAUUGAGGAUCUGCUAUGAAACAAAGCUGGAGGGGGUUUCGGUGAGGUGGACCAAGGACCAAAGUGGCAGACCAUGCGUGUAUACAGCAGGAUCUCCUAUAAACAACAGAGCACUAUUUCCAUGUCAGGAGCCACCAGAAGCAAUGGCAACAUGGCAGGCCUCAGUUUGGGCCCCAAAAGGGUCUUUGGUUCUAAUGAGUGGUGAAAAUUGUGCUGAACCCAGUCAUAAUGGAGCUCUUUCAAAUUGGUCUUAUUACGUGACCAUGCCUAUGCCGGCAUCUACCUUUACCAUUGCAGUUGGAUACUGGGUUGAAGUUAAACCUGAAUGCACCUUUAGAUCCCAGAUACCUAGUCCAUCAUCUUUAUCCUCAACCUGUACAAAUAAGAGCAGUGUUUCCCUGCCAUCCUGUGGUCAUUCAGCCUAUCCUUGCCGUUUUCAAAACCCUAUUGCUCAAGCCCAGGAUUGGAUACCAUACCGUGUCUUUGCACCUGAUUGUCUGAAAUUAAGGAGCCAAGAGAUUCUGCUUCCACUGGUGGCUCCGUGCCUUUCAGCAGCUCAUUGCGUCCUAGGCACUCAUCCUUUCUCCAGGGUUGAUGUGCUGAUAGUCCCUGCUAGUUUUUCUAGUCUGGGAAUGGCCAGUCCACACAUCAUCUUCCUAUCGCAAUCUGUACUGUCUGGCAGAAAGCAUCUCUGUGGAGUACGAUUGUGCCAUGAAAUAGCUCAUGCCUGGUUUGGACUGGCUAUUGGUGCUCGUGAUUGGACUGAAGAGUGGAUAAGCGAAGGCUUUGCUACUUAUUUGGAGGAUGUGUUUUGGGCAAACGCACAGAAGCUCUCAGAAGAAGCAGCUAAAGAGCAGCACCAGCUAAAGUCCCUGUUGCGAUGGCGGAGGCUCCAAGACGAAGUUCAGAACUCGGAAGAAGAGUUGCAAGUGCUGAGGCCUAACAAAGAGAAUACCAGUGAAGUGAGUGACUCUGGGGCAACAAUUGUCAAACAUGGUCUAAAUCCAGGAAAAAUCUUUAUGCAAGUCCAUUAUCUAAAGGGUUAUUUUGUUCUUCAUUACCUUGAGAAUGAAGUUGGACAAAAACAAUUUCUGAAGUUUUUCAGGCUAUUUGUGGAGAGAUUUCAUGGGCAACUGAUACUUUCCCAGGAUUUUCUGCACAUGUUUAUGGAGAAGUUUUCAGAACUAAGAAGUCAAGGACUGUCCAUGGAAGCUGUUUAUCAAAACUGGCUGGAUGUAGCAGGAUUACCAAAGCCUCUUUUGGAUGACACUCUGAAGUGGACAGAGAGCCGACUGGUUCGCGAAGUGCAGGAUGAGGUCACAAAAUGGGUCGAGUUUAGUAAAAAGGACCGAAAAGGCUCCCGUAAAAGGAAGUGCAGCCGUAAGGACGUGGUGACUUUCAAAGAACUUUUGCCAGACCAGCUAGUGUUGCUCCUGGAAUUGCUGUUUGCAGUGAAGUCCUUGUCUUCCCGAACAUUGCAGUGGUUACAGAAGCAUUAUUGCCUCAGGGAGCAGGAUGCAGAGGUGCGCCAUCGCUGGUGUGAGCUGGUCAUUAAACAUAAAUACACAGUGGCAUAUGGGGACUUGAUAAAUUUUCUGGAACAGCAUCAGGCAAUGGGAGUCUAUCUCUAUGGGGAGUUGAUGGUUAAUGAAGAUGCUAGGCAGCAACAGCUGGUUCAUAGGUGCUUCAUCAAGCUUCAAGAAGAGAUGGACCCAUCCUUACAGAAGGUGGUAGCUGAAAUGAUAUUCUAGCCAAGCGAAAACCAAAGAGCAGGAUUAUGCAGAACUGAAAACUGUGUCAGUGCAGGACUCUUAGCACUGGGAACUUACUACUGGCAACAACUGCUGCGAAAACUCACUUCUUUUGCAAGCCUUCAUAGCUGUCAAUGUGAGAAGAUCUUCAUUUUUUUCCCCUUGUGGGUUGCAUUUGAAGACUCUGCUUUUGGACUGCAUGCUGAUGUAUAUCGUUGCCUUUGUAGAUAUUUAAAAUUAAAUUAUUAAUGCAGAUUCCUUACAGUCAUAGUUUUGAAAUAUCCAACUCUACACUGAAAUGUUCCUAAUCAAUUUUAGAAUGCGUUAUGCAGAAUGGACAGCAUCCAUUUUUGCCACUGUUUCAUUUGUAACCCAGUAGCAAUUUAGAUAAAACAGGCUACAGGUGAAAUUACAAAGCUAAAAUGUGCUGGAUUUCUAAGUAUGCAAAAUAUACAGUACCUUAUUGAAUGUUUAAGUGGUUUAAUAUAACUCACCUAAUUUGUGCUCUGGAACUAAAGUAUUUCAUCCUACAAAUUUUAUGAAUAAAUGGAUCUAAAUCAGGCAUAUGACAAAUAUGUUGCUUUUUAAA
Molecule: messenger RNA, 3687 nt
Organism: Carcharodon carcharias (great white shark)
Lineage: Eukaryota; Metazoa; Chordata; Chondrichthyes; Lamniformes; Lamnidae
Product: aminopeptidase O (putative)
Exons: 17
Coding region: 600-3098 (832 amino acids)
Cellular component (GO): nucleolus
Molecular function (GO): zinc ion binding; metalloaminopeptidase activity
Source: RefSeq, a predicted model, not a curated record